Lachancea sp. 'fantastica' is the source of this 954-nucleotide messenger RNA. The record is from the annotation of a GenBank genome assembly. Lineage: Eukaryota; Fungi; Ascomycota; Saccharomycetes; Saccharomycetales; Saccharomycetaceae.
AUGAGGGCUGUAGCCUUCUUUAUAUCUCUUUAUGUCUCGCUUUCCUACGUUGGGGCAAUACACAUGCCCUUCGGGAACAUACGAGCUUACAAGAUACGCAGAGACGACCCCAAUGUAAUCAAAUCGCGACUGCGACGUGUUACAUGCAUCUCGGCCCUGAACUUGAUUUUGGUUCCAUUGUUCAUCUCCGUCUUUGGUCAAAUUUCUUUCAAAGACGCGGCUUUAUCCCUGGGCCUUAUACCUGGCGCAUAUCACGAUGACAGUCUCUCCAGAUUUGUUUUCGACUUGAACGGGUAUGUGCACGACACUUUACAAGUACUGAAACUGGCAUCUAUUCUAUACUGCGGCCCUUUGCUAGACAAUCUCUUAUAUUAUUUGGUUGUUCCUGGCGAAAAUCUGUUCUCACCCUUCCGGGACUUGAAAAACGAGGUAUACAGCAUAUGGGGUCUUAGAAACUACGUUUUCGGACCAUUGAGUGAAGAGCUGUUUUUCACAUCUUUUAUGGUCAACUCCAUUCUGCUAACCCAGCCGCAUUCAACAGCAUUCAAAACAGUGCUUUGGAUUUCCCCACUUUUUUUCGGCCUUGCUCAUGUUCACCACGGAUGGGAAAUGCACUCAAUAGGACUCUACUCUCCGGUUCAGAUUCUCGCAACGGUUGCGCUGCAGUUCACAUACACGACGAUCUUUGGAGCGUUCACCAAUUUCGUAUUUCUGAGAUCAGGACGCAAUUUAUGGGCGUGCGUUGCGCUGCACACGUUUGCAAACUACAUGGGCUUGCCCCAAGGCUCAGAGCUAGCAGUUUGGCUCGAGGAAAACUACAAAAAGGUCGCAUUACGCUCGUUUUUGGGCUCGAUAUUCAAAUACGCCUACGUUGCACUUCUAGUAUUAGGCAUUGUGGGUUUCAAAAACAACAUCUACGCGCUAACGGACAGUAAAUAUGCCGUUGAGGUCUAA